Molecule: messenger RNA, 486 nt
Organism: Juglans regia (Persian walnut)
Lineage: Eukaryota; Viridiplantae; Streptophyta; Magnoliopsida; Fagales; Juglandaceae
Exons: 1
Coding region: 1-486 (161 amino acids)
Source: RefSeq, a predicted model, not a curated record
AUGGGUGAAAGAAAAAAGGGAGGUGGAAUGGGGUUUAGGGAUGUUAAUAUGUUUAAUAAGGCUAUGCUUGCCAAACAAGGGUGGAUGCUGCAACAAAAUGUUAACUCACUGGCAGCAAAAAUUUUCAAGGAAAAGUAUUACAAGCAUAGCCAAUUCAUUGGGGCAAAGCUUGGUUAUAAGCCAUCAUUUAUGUGGAGGAGUUUAUUGGAUGCACAAGAUCUGAUCAAAGCAGGUAUGGUGUGGAGUGUGGGUAAUGGGAGGAGGAUAUCAAUUUGGAAUGAUAAGUGGCUUCCCAAUUCUGUAAUUUUUCAAGUGAGAGCACCUAUUAGUAUCCUAGCUGCUGAUGCAAAAGUAAGUUCUCUUGUUUUUAAGGACUUUCAUUGUUGGAAUGAGAGGCUGAUUUGUGAGAUUUUCAGCAGGGAAGAGAAUGCUCAGAUCUGCAGUCUACCACUCAGCAGGUAUGGUGAGGAUGAUAAAAGUUUUUGA